UGGGAGAAACUACAGAUGACAACAAGUGAGAGGAGGAAAAUAGUUUGUUCGGUGACGUUCCACGUAAUUGCAAUUACCUGCGUUGUUUGGUCAUUGUAUGUUUUAAUUGAUAGAACUGCUGAGGAAAUUAAACAAGGCAACGAUAAUGGUGUCCUUGAAUGGCCAUUUUGGACAAAACUCAUGGUGGUGGCCAUUGGAUUCACGGGGGGCCUGGUCUUCAUGUACGUGCAGUGUAAGGUUUACGUUCAGCUGUGGCGCAGGUUGAAAGCCUACAACAGAGUGAUCUGUGUUCAGAACUGCCCAGACACUGCCAAAAAACUGGAGGAGAAGAACUCUUCGUGCACUCAGACCUCGGAAGUCAAGGACGCAGUGGUGGUGCCAGUAGCACAGACAGGUACAAACUCUCAGCCGGCAACUGAAGAAACAUCUGAGGUCCUGCCCGUUUGA
Messenger RNA from Pterocles gutturalis (yellow-throated sandgrouse), 447 nucleotides. RefSeq names its product membrane-associated ring finger (C3HC4) 1, E3 ubiquitin protein ligase (gene MARCHF1). The transcript is spliced from 2 exons. Gene Ontology annotation, molecular function: ubiquitin protein ligase activity; MHC protein binding. Gene Ontology annotation, biological process: immune response; antigen processing and presentation of peptide antigen via MHC class II; protein polyubiquitination. Gene Ontology annotation, cellular component: lysosome; early endosome membrane; cytoplasm. Lineage: Eukaryota; Metazoa; Chordata; Aves; Pterocliformes; Pteroclidae. The record is from RefSeq and is a predicted model, not a curated record. The annotation marks the transcript as partial.